Messenger RNA from Argiope bruennichi, 1087 nucleotides. Its product is annotated as probable dimethyladenosine transferase. Lineage: Eukaryota; Metazoa; Arthropoda; Arachnida; Araneae; Araneidae. The transcript has a single exon. Gene Ontology annotation, cellular component: mitochondrial matrix. The record is from RefSeq and is a predicted model, not a curated record. Gene Ontology annotation, biological process: rRNA methylation. Gene Ontology annotation, molecular function: rRNA (adenine-N6,N6-)-dimethyltransferase activity. Bases 82 to 996 code for a protein of 304 amino acids.
CACGUGAAAUCUUGUUGUUGAACGGAAAGAGUGAAGUAAUUUCUUACAGCUGAAAACGUGAAAAAUUUAUAAGUACCGAAAAUGUCUAAAGUAAAAAGGAACAAAAGAAAUCAAGAAGUGAUUGAGAAGCAAGGAUUACGUUUCAAUACUUCUUUGGGGCAGCAUAUUCUUAAAAAUCCUUUGGUCAUCAAUAGCAUGAUUGAAAAGGCAGCUUUGCGAUCCACAGAUGUUGUUCUCGAAGUUGGUCCUGGCACAGGGAAUAUGACAGUCAAAAUGUUGCCACUGGUUAAAAAAGUUAUAGCAUGUGAAAUUGACACUAGAAUGGUUGCUGAACUUCAGAAGCGUGUUCAGGGUACUCCCAUGCAGUACAAAUUAGAGAUAUUGGUUGGUGAUGUCCUAAAAUCUAAUUUGCCUUUUUUUGACAUUUGUGUUGCUAAUUUGCCUUAUAAAAUUUCUUCUCCCUUUGUUUUCAAAUUGUUGUUGCACCGUCCUUUUUUCCGAUGCGCGGUUUUGAUGUUUCAGAAAGAAUUUGCUGAUCGUUUAGUCGCAAAACCAGGAAGCAAGAUGUACUGUCGAUUAUCUGUAAAUACGCAGCUCCUAGCUCGUGUAGAUAUUCUGAUGAAGGUGGGCAAGAAUAAUUUCCGACCUCCUCCUAAAGUGGAAUCGACUGUUAUACGUUUGGAACCUCGCAAUCCGCCUCCUCCAAUCAAUUUCAAAGAAUGGGAUGGACUGCUUCGAAUAUUAUUUGUGAGAAAAAAUAAGACUUUGAGUGCUUCCUUUAAACAUACUGCUGUGCUGGAAAUGAUGGAGCAAAAUUAUAAAACUUACUGCUCUGUAAAAAAUAUUGAAAUCCCAAAAGACUUUAAUAUCAAAGAAAAGAUAGAGGAAGUCUUAAACACUGCUGAUUUUAGUCAAAAAAGACCUAGAACUAUGGAUAUUGAUGAUUUCUUGCUUCUAAUGCAUGAAUUCAAUUCUAAAGGUCUACAUUUCUCGUAACAAUGUAUAAGUGUUUUGAUUGGAAAUGCUUCAUAUUAUAUAUAUUAAUAUAUUGUGUAUAACAUAAACAGUUCACUUAAUUAAAAUAAUC